Molecule: messenger RNA, 927 nt
Organism: Nanorana parkeri
Lineage: Eukaryota; Metazoa; Chordata; Amphibia; Anura; Dicroglossidae
Gene: NKX3-2
Product: NK3 homeobox 2
Exons: 3
Coding region: 1-873 (290 amino acids)
Biological process (GO): cell differentiation; regulation of transcription by RNA polymerase II
Cellular component (GO): nucleus
Molecular function (GO): RNA polymerase II cis-regulatory region sequence-specific DNA binding; DNA-binding transcription factor activity, RNA polymerase II-specific
Source: RefSeq, a predicted model, not a curated record
AUGGCUAUGAGAAACUCCAGCACCCUGACCUCCUUCUCCAUCCAGGCCAUUCUGAACAAGAAGGAGGAUCGCGGGGCUUCCUACCCCAGGCUGGGCCGCCUGCUCCCCGCCAGCAGCAGCCCCACCACCCCCGCCUGCUGCUGGAGGCUGUUCGGGGAGGUGGAGGCAGAAGGACUGGGAGCUCACGGAGGGCUGCCAGGAAGGGAACAGGCUGGAUGGGACUCGGACUCAGCGCUCAGUGAAGAGGGGGACCCGGGAAGGCCGGUGGAGGGAAGCCUGAGGAUGGAGGGAUCAGGGAUUAUUGCCCACAUCUGGGAGCAGCGUUCUUUCCUCAAGUUCUUUGAGGAAAGAAUAGUUGUAUUCUCACCAGAAGUGUCUGUGGAGGAUGAGGUUGUAGAUCCCAGCCCCCCAGAUGAGGACCCCAAGUGUGACCAGCUCCUUCUGGAGGCUCCCAAGCAGCGGAAGAAGCGCUCCCGGGCCGCCUUCUCUCAUGCACAGGUCUUUGAGUUGGAGAGACGCUUUAACCACCAGCGUUACCUGUCGGGGCCAGAACGGGCCGACCUGGCCGCCUCCCUCAAGCUGACAGAAACCCAAGUGAAGAUCUGGUUCCAGAACCGCCGCUACAAGACCAAGCGCCGGCAGAUGGCUGCAGAUAUGAUGGCCACGGCCCCGGCAGCCAAGAAAGUGGCAGUCAAGGUCCUGGUGAGGGACGAUCAAAGACAGUAUCAGCCUGGAGAGGUGCUGCGGCCGUCACUGGUUCCAUUACAGCCCCCUUACUAUUACCCCUACUAUUGUGCCCUGCCUGGAUGGACGCUAUCGGCAGCGGCUGCUGCCGCAGCAGCGGCUGCCGCCUGCUCGGGAGGGACGCCUUAAGCCUAGCCAGCAAUUAUUAGUUAUCACUGUCCAAAAUCAGGGGAGCUGGGGCUA